CAUCAUCUCAUCUCAUCUCGUCUCAUCUCAUCUCAUCCGUCACCACCAGACAUGCGCCCAUCUCUCGCAAAGCUGGCAUCGGCCGCGGCCAUGCAGAGCGGUCUGCGGCCCAAGCCCAUGGCUCUCCUGCCCCCGAUUCCCCUCUACCGCCGGCUUUUGCGCGCCCACCGAAAAUUCCUUCCCGCGGAAAUGCGGCUUCUCGGCGACGAGUAUGUCAAGGCCGAGUUUCGAGCUCACCGGAACGUGGACAAUCCCGCGCAUUUGAUUGGCUUCCUUUCGGAGUGGCAGAUGUAUGCCCAGCAGAUUGAGGGCGAAUCUUGGGUGGGUGAGAAGAUUGAUCAAGGGAAACUUCAGAAGAUGAGCGACGAACAAAUCCAACAGCUGUAUGAGUUGAUGCAGGCCAUCCAAAAGCACCAAAACGGAGAAGACGCUGAGUGAUUCACCAUUCGGUACGAGUCUCACAGACGUUUAAAAUUGUAGAAUUAAACUGUAAAUUUAAGAGCUGUACAUGUAUUUAUAUAUUUCUAGCAUCUAACAAAAUUUAGAGGGUAUCUCUUUAUCGCUC
Molecule: messenger RNA, 565 nt
Organism: Trichoderma virens Gv29-8
Lineage: Eukaryota; Fungi; Ascomycota; Sordariomycetes; Hypocreales; Hypocreaceae
Exons: 3
Coding region: 52-438 (128 amino acids)
Biological process (GO): mitochondrial respiratory chain complex II assembly; succinate metabolic process
Cellular component (GO): mitochondrial intermembrane space; mitochondrion
Source: RefSeq, a predicted model, not a curated record